CAGGGCGGGGGCGUGCCCGAGAUGCGCGCUGCGCAAGGCUGCUUGUUGUUCCCGCAGAGAGGCGAGAAGAUGGCGGCCGUGUCAAGCGGAGGUGCUGCUGGGUCCACUGCGGCCGGGAUUACGCACUCUGCCCGACCGACCCACGCAGGCAUGGGCUCCCAGAACCGAGCCCAGCCAUCCUCCGGGAUCAGCCACUCCAGUCGUACCAGCACGGCCACUGGGUGCAUCACCAAUCCUGGCCACACUUCGGCCACCAGGCCCCCCCCAGCCCGAGUGGGCCACUACGAAAUCGAGCGGACCAUCGGCAAGGGAAAUUUCGCGGUUGUCAAACUAGCCACACACAUCAUUACCAAAGCAAAGGUGGCUAUAAAAAUAGUGGAUAAGACCCAGCUGGAUGAUGAGAACCUGAAAAAGAUCUUCAGAGAGGUGCAAAUCAUGAAGUUGCUGAAGCACCCCCACAUCAUCCGCCUCUACCAGGUGAUGGAGACAGAGAGGAUGAUCUAUCUGGUAACAGAGUAUGCUAGCGGUGGAGAGAUAUUUGACCACUUGGUGGCUCAUGGGCGUAUGGCAGAAAAGGAUGCUAGGAAGAAGUUCAAGCAGAUUGUUGCAGCAGUCCAUUUCUGUCACUGCCGCAACAUUGUACACAGAGACUUAAAGGCAGAGAAUCUGCUGCUGGACCACAACCUCAACAUCAAAAUUGCAGAUUUUGGCUUCAGUAACAUGUUCUCUCGAGGCCAGCUUUUAAAAACAUGGUGUGGUAGUCCUCCCUAUGCUGCACCUGAACUCUUUGAGGGCAAAGAGUACGAUGGACCUAAAGUAGAUAUAUGGAGCUUAGGUGUGGUGUUGUAUGUAUUGGUGUGCGGCGCCCUGCCUUUUGACGGCAGCACUCUACAAAAUUUGCGGGCGCGUGUCCUCAGUGGCAAGUUCCGCAUCCCCUUCUUCAUGUCCACAGACUGUGAGUACUUGAUCAGACACAUGUUAGUGCUGGAGCCCAGUAAACGGUUGACCAUGGAGCAGAUCUGUAAGAACAAGUGGAUGAGACAAGGAGACCCGGACCCAGAGUUCGACAGGCUGAUAGCGGAGUGUGAGCAGGUGAAGACGGAGAGAGAGACGGAGCUCGUCCUUGAGCAGGUGCUGACAGCCAUGUCUGAGAUGGGCCUGGACAGAGAGCGCACACUGCAGUCCCUACAAACAGAUGCAUACGAUCACUUCAGUGCCAUUUACAGUCUGCUGGCUGACCGCCUCAAAAAACACAAGACCUUGCCUGUUGCCCUACCUACACCGCGCUCCAUUAGCUAUCCUCUUAACGCUGUACAGCAGACGGAUCCGCAGGGUAAUCCCGUCAGCAUGACUGUUCCCCAUGUCCAGCUCAUCAACCCAGAGAACCAGAUUGUUGAGCCCGAGGGCAGCAUGUCACUGGACAGUGAUGAAGGAGAAGAGCCCUCUCCCGAGGCCAUGGCUCGCUACCUGUCGAUGAGGCGGCACACUGUGGGUGUACCCGACCAAAGGACAGAGAUGCAGGAGGACCUCCAGAAACUGCCACCAGGUUUCCCUCGUGGUGCCGUGCCCCAGCCUCCCUUCCCCCCACUCGCCCCCACAAUGGGCCAAAUGCACACUCUCAUGCCCACACAGAGUUUGCAACCCACACAGCAGCUAGAGUACAAGGAGCAGUCCUUGCUGCAACCCCCUACCUUGCAGUUGCUCAAUGGAAUGGGGCCUCUUGGUAGAAGAGCAUCUGAUGGCGGGGCCAACAUUCAAUUACACGCUCAACUCCUUAAGAGGCCCCGGGGGCCCUCACCACUUGUCGCCAGCCCGCACCCCAUCCCUGCAGUAGCUCCAGUGGAUGAGGAGGGUUCGGAUGGAGAACCAGACCAAGAGGCAGUACAGAGGUACCUGGCGAACCGCUCCAAGCGGCACACGACGCACGCGCUCACGAGCACAUCGCAUGGCGAGCCCUCGGCAGAGUCACAGCGGCCCCAGGGCCCCCGCCAGAGGGGGGGCUGGGCCCCCGACACACACACCCGAUCCAGCUAUAAGGACUGUAACACCCUUCAUCUCCCCAUGGAGCGCUUCUCACCUGUCAGACGGUUUUCUGAUGGCGCUGCCACCAUCCAGGCAUUCAAGGCUCAUUUAGAGAACAGCAGCUUGAUCAAGCAACUCAAGCAGGAGUGUGAGCAGCUCCAGAAAAUGUAUGCUGCCCAGCAGGAUGAGCGAUUACUGGAACACACCCAGCAGCAGCAUGUCCUUUACCAGCAAGAGCAACAAAUCCUCCACCAGCAAAUCCAGGGUCUGUCUUUAGGCCAUGGAGAGAGCCAGCCCAGUCACCUAACCCACCAGCUUCAGAGGUUGCGUAUCCAGCCCUCCAGCCCUCCGCCAACACAUCCCAGCAACCACCUCUUCAGACAGCCCAACCAGAGCCCUCCGUCUGGCUCUGCAGGCAUAAUGCAAGGGCAUGGUCCGCCGUCAGUGCAGUACCAGCACGGUACUCCUGCGCUGUAUCAGGGCCAGAGUGGCAGCCCACCUCCCACAGGCCUGCCACGAGUCUCUCUACCAACCAAUCAACAAGCAGCAUCUGCUCGUCCCACUGUCCCAUUGGCACAGGGUGUACCUCAGCAACAGCAGGUGACCAUUCAGGUUCAGGAAGUGGAGCUUGGAGGUGGUGCACAGAGACAGGGCAGCUUUUUGUCCACACCAGGGGGACACAGAGUCCUUGGGAAGCAGCUGAGUGCAGACAACGCAGAGUCGCACAGUCGCAGCCUUGGCCGCUUCACAUCGGGCUAUGACCAGGCUCAGUUCAAUCCCCAUCUCUUCUCUGGUGACGCCGCCUCCCGCGGUGCCUCUGGAGUGGUGGGUUCUUACAGCCCCUACUUGCAGGGAGCCUCACUCAAAGUCCCUGGCCUGGAGGGUUACCAGAGCGGAGUGGUGGGGACCAGCAGCUACGGGACCCCCUCUACACUACAGCAGGCCCUACUCUCCCCAACUCCUUUGGACUACCGUCCCCCACAGCAACAUGUCACGCCCACUCUGCAGGGCCUCCUGUCCCCCCGCCACUCUUUAACAGGUCACGCUGACCCCAGACUGCCCCCCCAAGACCUAGCUGCGCUGCUGAAGAGGCAGAGCCCCCGGCCAUGCCAAGCACCCCCCACACCACCCAGUGGUGCACCCCAAGAGUAUGGAGAGAUGCUGCUUCUCCACCAGCUGAGCCAGGGUGAGAGCUUGGAGCCACCAACACCGCAAGGUGCCUCUGGGGGCCAACACUACCACCACCUCCUCCAGAUUCGACCUCCGGAGGUCCAGCCACAGCAGCAUCCGGCCCAGGCAACUUGCCCUAGCUUACCUCAUUCAGAAAGCAUGGAGGAGGAUGAGGUGCCCACUGGCUACCACCACCCACAUGAGGGCCUGCUGUCCAAGGCAGGCGAAGGUCACGAGCUCCUCGGGCCUCCACGAGGGGGCACCCCACCUUACAGCUCCCCUACACACAGGCACGGUGGCUACAUAAGGAAUGCACCAGCAGCUAGAGAGUCUGAACAUGUGGAGUGCAGGCCCACAGGGCAGGCCAUGGAGAUGCCUGAUCAUAACGGCGUGGGCUAUUCGCGAGGUCCCCAGGGUGACACCUAUAGGUCCCGUGGUCAACUACAGCGCCACCACACCAUCCAGACCUGUGACGAUGCCUACGAUCAGGCAGACUCCAUGUCUGGGAUGAGCUUGUUAGCUGGGAAAGCACUAAGCUCCGCUCGCAUGUCGGACAUUCUCAGCCAGACAUCACUGACAGGAAGCCAGCAGCUCCACCAGCGGGAAGAGUCGGUGUGUGACGUCGAAGGGGAGCUUCAUGCAGCCGCCUGUUACCCCUCCUCCUGCACCAGUGACAUGCUCCUCAGCUACAAGCCCCCUGACCUGCAGUACAGCAUGGAGCAGGCUGGGGUCUAGCACAGGACGGGGUGUAUCCUGUGUACAGUGGUCCGUAUCAACCAUCCUGAGUUGUGUUGACUUGAGUUGAGCAGCAUCACGCCAAACCACCGUCGUCUGCCCAAGUGGGGGCGCUCUACGUCCAUCUGUCUGUCUCCACCUGUCCCUGGGAGGGCAGUCUGCGCUAGAGAGGGGUUCAUUGUGGGUGGGUGUUGACAUUAGCAGGGUGGGGGUGAGAGGUGAGGCCUCGGGGUUCAAAAGUCAAAGUGCCAGCAUUUUCUGCACAGACAUCCAGCAUUCAUUGCUGCAGAUUGUUUCUUCUUUUUCUUCACAUCAUAGGUAGAUUGGGAUUCUACUCCUCCCUUGUUUAACUUGACCUGCCCACCCCUACACACUCACACACACACACACACACACACACACGCACUCUCUCUCUCUCCCCCACUGUCCCACCUGCUGUUCUGACCCAACCUCUGCCCCUCACCCUUCAUCUUCUAUUAACUUUUGGCAUACUUCAUUACGUGCCUCAUUGGCCAGCGCAUCGAUAACGUUCUACUUGCAAGAACAUAGAGUCCAACAACACAAACAUACAAACUGCUACCACAAACCCAAAGUAUUCACAUUAGGUGUGAGUGUGUGCGUGACUGAGAGGAAGAGGUGAGUGGAGGGGAAGGUGUCUGUGAGGUUCAGCCUGCUCCUCCGCCCGCCACCCCACGUCCCGCCCCCACUCCCGCUGUCCGGCAGCAGAUCAUUCCGGAGUGGGCUGAAGUCUCAGCAGCAGCAGCCCCCUUUUCGGCCGGGUGGCUGAUGUUUUGGGUCAACAGAACCGCUCUCUCCAAAGAUGGAGUACAGUGACAUCGCACAGGACAAACCAGCUCUCUCAUUGUUUGUUUGUUUGUUUGUUUUCUGGCUUUCAUUUUCUUAUUUUGUUUCAUUUUAAAAUUCAUUUUUACGGCUAAUGUCCAUGUAGGCAUUAUGGUCAAUAUUGUUACUCUUAUUGUUGAUUACUGUUUUCUGUAACAGAGGUUUUAUUAUAAUGAUUAUUAUUGUUAUUAUUAUUAUUAAAUGAAAAACAGUUCUGUGUUGCAAGGAAGACAACAUUGUUCUUUAAUUACUUAAGUAAUUCUGCACUUUCAGUUCAAGCUAUUCUCUCUCUCUGUGUUUCCACCCCUCCUCGCAGUUCCUCACUCUCUGUCUCCCCCCACCUCCUGCAGCCCUAACUAUCCCCACCUUGUGUUACCUCUUUUCUCCAUUCUCCUUUCCCGUAUCAGUGACGGUGUAUUGCAUUGUGGGUAGUUUUACCAGACAUUUGAUCCUUUCCUUGUACAGUGAUGCCAUGUAUAGCUAUUGCAAUUUCUGUAUCAAGUCUCUUCUUUCUUUGUUACUUUUUUGGUUUUGUUUUUUAGAUGUUGCUGGGGAGGCUUUUUAUAUUGGUAUUGUUUAUCAUUUGUAUUUUUGGAUGUCUUCAAAUGUUUUCUUUUUUUUGUUUUAUGAAUCUUGAGAUUUCUAGCCAAAAGAGGACAGAGAGAAGAGAGACAGUGCUCUCUCUGUGUCGGAAAAAAGAUUGUUCUUAUUUGUUUUAAUAUUAUUAUAUCGAGACACUUGAAUAAGAGGAGAGUAAUUAUUUUGUGUUGCUUUUUAAAGUAUCAUUUCAAUUGAUGUUGUGACUGUCAUUCUUGUUGAUGUUGGGCCUGUUUUCUGUUGAUGAGGUAGUUGUGGCAUAUACAGGGUCAGGCAAUGGGCUUUGUCUGGGUUGGUUUGGGUGCUACAGAGACUUGACACUCUUUGGAAAAAAAAAAAAAAAAAAGAAAAACGAGGGAAUAACUUGUAAAAUAGCUGACAUAUCAUCCAAAACAUCACAAGUAUGGAGACGGACAAAUCCACUUCUCUCAUUCUCUUGCUGCCCUGCCUAUCUGUUGUGAUCCUCCCUCCAUAUUUUACUACAUCGGCCUCUGAUCGGACGACUCUUUACAGAUAUGGUCCCCUCCUGCCAAACUAACCUUGUCGCUAUGGCAGCCAAGGAGGAAACAGCUGUUACCCAACUCCCUGUCCCCCUCCUUCGGUUUUCUUCAACUCAGCCCGUUUCGGCCACGUGUUCUCCCACCCAAAACUGGAACUGAAGAUGGGAGGCUGCGUUUCAUAAACAGUCGAUGGAUCUUACUGUAGUUGGAUACACGGGGAUGCACCUCCAAACCAUAAAAGGGAAACAUUUCAGGAGGUGACCAUUGGAAUGAACUGUUUAAAUUGGACUUCCACUUUAGAGGAAUUAUAAGGUUGUGACCAGAGAGAGGCAGGGUGUGAUCACAUUUAAUAUGUCCACCAAGGUUUGUGUCUGAAGCUGAGCUAGGCUCAAGCACAGCCAGAUGGAGGUUACAGCACACUGGGGACCACAGCAGAAGGUUGAUCCCGUUUGUAAUUUUUAUUGUUUGACCUCUAUUUAUCCUCCCAUAUACGAUACCCUUAGAUGUUGAGUCUAUAAUGGGCUAGCAAGAGACUGUGGUGCAAACAAUAAAGCUCCACUUGUAUGUGUUUAUAAUGGCCAGUUUUCACAAUUCCUGGCUGCACGGUUGACUUUUCUUAUGCUAUGUACAUCUGAGAACUGUAGAUGGUGUCAUACAGCGCCUGUGCUUUCCAUUUGCACCACGUCACUUCCUGUUUACCAACUUUCACUCUUUGUCAGAGCAGGUGGUAUUAGCUUUAGCAGUAAAUCGGAAUUUCUUAAACAACAGUGCAAUACAGGAGUGAGAGUGGGCGGUUUUCAUGAAAUUAACUCUGUUUUCUGUUUCUUACCAAACUGAGUUGGUGUGUCAUCAGGCAGAAGAAGCUUGUUUCCUUUCCAUUCAGUUCUCAUUCACUCCUCUUUCAGAUCCACCCUCCUUUUUUCUCGCAUUGUUUACACCAAGCCAAAACUGAGAUCUGGAAAGGAAAGGAAUUGAGUACUUUGUAGGGAAUUGGAGAGGAAACGGCUUGAAUGGAAGACAUGUCUUUAAUCCCAUGGCAGAAACUCUAAAAUUAAGACCAGAGGCUCCACUUUGUCUAAUGUCGUGUCCAGCACCAGAGCUGUUGUUUGGGGUAAGAGCAGAGGCGCACAGGAAGGGACAGCUCAAGUGAAUGGAAAGCACGGCAGAUGAUUCAGAGGUAAUAGGGAGGAGAGCGCUGUUUCACACACAUCUUCUGCCUGAUCAGACUGACUCUCAAACUCCCCCUCUUUCUUCUGUCUAACUCUUCCACCCCUCCCCCUCGUCUUUUCUCACCAUCCCAGCCUCCCCGCUCAGCAAGCCAGCUCUCUGCUCUACUCCUGUUUCUUAGGUUCAUUUUUGUUUUCUAUCAGUUCUUUUGUCUUUUUUUUUUUUUGUUUUUAUGUUCAUUUCUGUUGAGUACAAAAAUACUAAAGUGCAACAAUUAAAAAAGAAUAUCAACCAAACUGAGAUGAAUAAAUAAAUAUAUAUAAAUAAAGAAAUAAUUUAAAAAG
Molecule: messenger RNA, 7378 nt
Organism: Scatophagus argus
Lineage: Eukaryota; Metazoa; Chordata; Actinopteri; Scatophagidae
Gene: sik3
Product: SIK family kinase 3
Exons: 26
Coding region: 22-3927 (1301 amino acids)
Biological process (GO): intracellular signal transduction; microtubule cytoskeleton organization; protein phosphorylation
Cellular component (GO): cytoplasm
Molecular function (GO): protein serine/threonine kinase activity; ATP binding; tau-protein kinase activity
Source: RefSeq, a predicted model, not a curated record